UUUUAUUUUUGGCCGAAAUCUAAUAAAACAUUAAAGAAAUUUGUAUAUAUCAUUAAAAGGAAGCUUUAUUGCAAACCACAAAAGGGAAAAAGAAAACAAAUUGGACCAAAAUUAAUUAAACAGAACAAUAAAAACAUAAGGAAAAUAAAAAAAAUUAGAAGUUGUGAAUGUUUUUAUUUUUAUUAUUAUUUUAUUUUAUUUUUAAGGGAAGAAGUGCAGAAUUUCAAGGAUAGAGAAGUCAUCGAAGCAUUGUGUCUUGUUUUAUGCAGACAAGUAGGAAUCUGAAUUUCUGUUGGUUCCAACGGUCAGUCAUCCUUUGGGACCAAAAGAAUUCUUUCAUAUUAUUUUUUUCCAAUUUUGGUUGAAUAAUUAAUAAUAAUGAUGAUGACCAUGAUGGUGGUUUUCAUUUAUUAAUCUUGAAAUUUGCACUUUCGAUUUCAUCAACAGGGUGUAUGGUUAAAUUGCUGAUAUAGAUUUGAGAAAAAGGGUUACUUUUUAUGAAAUUGUUGUUUGGGUGAUUGACAAGUGUUCUCAUUGGUUUGGUUUACUGGAAAUGUAAUGUGAUUUUGGGAAGAGUAAAAUUUAUUUUGUGGGCAAUGGCUGCCGGAGGGAUUUCAUCUGGUAAGCAGAGAAAUCCGCGGGGAUUUAUGACAGUCUUGUCUUCUGCUGUUUGUGAAUGGUUCUUGAUGUUUAUGUUGUUUCUGGAUGCGGCAUUGUCGUAUUUGAUCAUCAAAUUUGCGAGUUACUAUGAGUUGCAAACACCAUGUAUGUUGUGUUCAAGGUUUGAUCAUAUAGUUGGGGACAAGAAAACUGGAUGUUAUAGGAGACAUCUUUGUAGGAACCAUAAAGAGGAUAUAACAUUUCAAGUGUUUUGUCAUAUUCAUGGUAAUCUUGCUGAUGUUCGUGCUAUGUGUGAAGAAUGUCUUGUAUCAUUUGCUACUGAGAACAUACUUAUUAAAGAAUCGGAUAACUUGAUGAUUGAUAAAUUGGGGAAUAAGAGCUUUAUACCUAGUUCUCCUGGCCCAUGGAACUGUUCUUGUUGUCAGAAGACGUGGAGGGCUCGAUCAAGUUCUCAAAGAUUGCUCCAGCUAACUUCAGUUGGUUUUGGAGCUUCUAAGGCUAAUGUCAAGCCUCCUCUACCACGGGCACCAGGUCGUAGCCGUUUUAGCCGCCGUGAUAGCUUUAAGAAGAUCAGGGAUAAAAUUUCUGGGCCAGAGUCACCUAGGAAAAGGGCUUCUGCUCUUGACCCUUUAUCACAUGUAGGAUAUACAGAGUUGAAGAUUACUUCAGAUUCUGAGUCAGAAAUCCAGAUUUCAGAUGAUGAGGAUGGAUGUUCUGCUACUCGUGGUAAAACUGAUUCUAGAUCGGAAGAUAAUGUUCAACAUGACAAAGGAAUAACACAGAAAUUAGAAAAUGAUCAGCCUCGCCAAUCUUCUGAAUCCAAGCCUUCUCUUCUGGAUCGGCCAAUGCAGCUGGCUGCCAGCUCGGGCAAAACUGUGAGCUUUCAGGCAUCUAAUGAUUUUGUAGGGCAUGGCUUAGCAGAACUUGAUUGGGAAAGUCUUUCUCCUAAGACCGGUGCUUCUGUAUUGCCAGAGUUCAUCUCAUCAUAUAAUAUUGUCCAGUCACCCAACCCUUUAGAAGAUCAUCACACGUCACGAGAGAGUAUAAAGUCCAAUAUUUUUCUCCCUCGUAUCUCAGACCUCUCUGCACUUUCGGAGCUCAUAUCAGUGACCAAUAUACCUUCUUCAUCCAGUACUAAGAUCCAUGAGACGGAUUUGACCGAAGCAAAUGAUGAAGUAAACAACUUAAAUGAGAAUUAUAUUGCAAAAUCUCCAGUUCAUUUAGAUAACAGUGCUCCAUCUAUAUCGAACCAAAAAAAUCAAGUUGAUAUAUCUAUUGUGAGUAAUGGAGAGAGAAAAGUAUCAGAUAGGCUUGGAGAACCAAAUGCAAUUAGUGAUUCUGCAAAUGCUGGAGAAGAUGUGAAGUCGCUUCCCCAACUUUCAACUUCUGGGAUGGAUGAAUCACAAACUGCAAGUCUUAGAGAUCAUGGUGAUGACCGCCAAAGAAGUGAUGCGUCUAGCUCUGACGGGGUACAUAUGGUUCAAACAUCUACCAUCCUGGGGAGAGAUGAUUCAGGUAAUGAAUCAGCAGAUGGACUUAGCGUCAGUGAAAUUGAGGGCGAAAGUAUUUUUGAUAGGUUGAAACGACAAAUUGAACAUGAUAAGAGAUACAUAAAUUCUCUAUACAAGGAACUGGAGGAAGAAAGGAGUGCGUCAGCCAUUGCCACUAAUCAGGCAAUGGCCAUGAUCACUAGGUUGCAAGAGGAGAAGGCAUCACUUCAUAUGGAGGCCUUGCAGUAUUUAAGAAUGAUGGAAGAGCAAGCCGAGUAUGAUAUGGAGGCACUAGAAAGGGCUAAUGAUCAACUUGCUGAAAGGGAGAAAGAGUUGCAAGAUCUGGAAGAAGAGUUAUUAUUAUAUAGGAGUAAUGUUCCAGAUGAAUUAGCAGCAGAAGAUCCACAGAAGGAAAGCAAAAACCUGAAAGAAGAAAAUGUAAUAAAUGAGAAUCAUAGUUUAGAACAUGUUGAAAACAAGCUCAGUGGCAGUUCAGAUUCGAAAACUAUUAAAGUAUCCAAAAUCAGUGAUAAACCUAGACAGUUUAAUGAUUCAAUAUGUAACUUCGAGGAUGAAAAGCUCAUUAUUUCAAAACAUCUGAAGAACUUGGAGAAAAAGCUUUUACAAAUUUCUGGCAGACAGGCCUCAGAUAAUGUUCCUUGUAACGGAUGUUCAGAAAGGAUAAAGAAAGAUGUUGAUAAUCAAGUUAAGAAACAAAGUGAUGAUGGGGAAAGUACUAAUUCCCAACAGGAGGAGAUUUCUUCAUCCACACGCAAUGAUUUUUCUAAAUCAAAUGGAGGUUCCAUUGACAAGCCUGCUGAUUUAGAUGUGGAAAAUUCUAUUGUUAGUGAAAAGACAAAUCAUGUAGACAUUAAGCAUAGCAAGGUUUCCUCUCUUGGAGGUGAAGUUGAUGGGGCUGCUAUAGGAAAUGAAAUAUCAGAGCUUAGUGAGAGGUUACAAGCACUUGAGGAUGACUGUAAAUUCCUCAUGUAUGCCUUUAACUCGCUCCAGAAUGGACAUGAAGGAAUACAUCUUAUUCAGGAAAUAGCUCAUCAGCUGCAAGAAAUACGGAAAAUUGAUCUUGACAAGAGAUGACUAUCUCUAAACUUUGAAAUUUCAAGUUUUACAAUGACAAGCCAGAAGCCCAGCUGCAUCAUUAUUUACAGCUCAUAGUUGGAAAGGAGAAGCUCAUGACGCCAAAGAAAUCGUUUUGAUGAUCGAGAAUUGGUCUAAAGUACUGCUUUUCAUGUCUUGUUGUUUUCUUAAAUUGGUUUUGUUGAAAAGUUACAGCUCAUCCUUUCGUUUUUGUUUCCUUUUCCUGUUUUUGGGUCCUUUUUCACAAUUUUGUUAGUCGUUAAUGUGAUCGUGUGGUGCGAGAUUUUGGUGUAAUGUGUAUGUAUCUUUUUUCAAGGUUGGGCUUUGUUGCCAGGUUUCACAACUGUAAAUGUAGAUAGGUUCUUCAAAGGACUUCCAAAUUUGCUUCUA
Solanum dulcamara is the source of this 3596-nucleotide messenger RNA. Its product is annotated as myosin-binding protein 1-like. Gene Ontology annotation, molecular function: myosin binding. The record is from RefSeq and is a predicted model, not a curated record. The transcript is spliced from 4 exons. The coding region runs from base 597 to 3206 and encodes 869 amino acids. NCBI's taxonomy places the organism in Eukaryota, Viridiplantae, Streptophyta, Magnoliopsida, Solanales, Solanaceae.